Messenger RNA from Rhagoletis zephyria (snowberry fruit fly), 4169 nucleotides. It is a transcript of the gene TBCD, whose product is annotated as tubulin folding cofactor D. Gene Ontology annotation, cellular component: lateral plasma membrane. The record is from RefSeq and is a predicted model, not a curated record. Lineage: Eukaryota; Metazoa; Arthropoda; Insecta; Diptera; Tephritidae. Gene Ontology annotation, molecular function: beta-tubulin binding; GTPase activator activity. Gene Ontology annotation, biological process: bicellular tight junction assembly; post-chaperonin tubulin folding pathway; tubulin complex assembly.
UUUCCAUGGCAAAUUGUGUGGUUGGUUGGUUUAUGCGAUGUGUCAUCUAGCUACGGAACAAUUUGGAAUGCGAAGUUGUCAACAAAACGAAAAAAACAGCAACAGCAGCAAAGCAACAACAAAUCAAGUAAUUUAUUUCAGGAAGAUCGAAAAAGUACUGGCAUCGCACUCAGCAACCGGCUGUUUAAAAAAAUAGAAAAAUCUAAAAAUUUUCAGUAAAAUAGUUAAAUAAAAAACUGUCUAAAUAUGCUACAAUGCGAGGAACUGAAGGACGAAGAAGGUCCCUCGAAUACGCUGGAACAGUUCACGGAAUUGGAGCAAAUACUGGGUAUGAUCGAUACAAUGAAGGCCUGUGAUGCGCCAGGCUUCGAAAGGGAUUACCAGCAGUAUACGGAAUUAUUGUCAAGAUACCAGGAGCAGCCACAUUUGCUGGAUCCUCAAUUGGAUGUGUUAUUGCAGCGACUGUUGGCAAUAGUACGCAAUAAGGUUUUGCCGGAAGGUUUAAUUCAUUCCGCAUUCAAGUAUAUGUACAUUAUUAGUAAAGUGCGCACUUAUAAAGUGCUGGUGAAAUUUUUACCGCACGAAUUGAGUGACUUGGAAUUCGCCUUGGAAAUGCUCGAGCGACAAAAUCCUAAGGAAUGCAAUCAUUGGGAAACGCGCUAUAUGUUAUUGCUAUGGAUGUCAAUAUUGGUAUUGAAUCCAUUCCACAUGUCGCGUUUGGAUGCAUACACCAUAACCAGCAAUGAGUCAGCCCCAGCUAAUAACUGUGUUGACUCUGCAAAAUUGAUGAAUCCAACGCAGAACAAAUCCAAAAUGGAACGCAUUUUUGACCUCUGUAGAUUGUACACAUCCACGAGUGAUACAUGUAGUGAUAUUGCUGCAUAUUUGGCAGCGAAAUAUUUAGUGCGAGCCGACAUUAAAGAGGUCUACUUAGAGCGUUAUUUGGAUUGGGUGAUAAGCCAGCAUCAGUUAGAAACUUCUGAUGCUAAAUUCGGCGAAUUAGCUGCAAUCUCAGCAAUUUUAAAACACGGAAAACGUGAAGAUUUGAUACCUUAUGUGGACAAGCUGCUGAAGUGGGUAGUUGGCCUACAGUAUAAGGAUAGCAAUGACUUUCUCAAAUAUAAGAGCUACAUAAAGAUUGUGCAACGCAUUGGGUUGGUAUAUUUAAAACCAAGAUUGGCAGGUUGGCGGUAUAAGCGGGGAACACGUUCGCUGGCAAUGAACUUGAAUAAAACUAAUAGCGCAGCUACGGAUGAAAGAGCAAGCGGAAAUGAUCAAGAUCCUGAGGGUGAAGGCGGCGAUGGAGAAGAAAUAGUUGUGCCUGAUGCCAUCGAGGAAGUUAUUGAAGAAUUACUGCAAGCAUUGCGUAGCGGGGGCAGUGAUAUACGCUGGAGCGCUGCUAAAGGCGUAGGACGCGUCACCAAUCGUCUAUCCAAAGAGCUUGCAGAUGAAGUAAUUGGCUCGGUCAUAGACAUACUGAACCCAUUAGAACCACAUGAGGCUUGGCAUGGUGCUUGUUUAGCGUUGGCUGAGUUGGCAAAGCGAGGACUACUUUUACCACACCGUUUGCGCACGUUGGUGCCCCUGUUGAUGCAAGCCCUAUUCUAUGACGAAAUGAAGGGCUAUAUGUCAGUUGGACAGCAUAUUCGUGAUUCCGCUUGUUAUAUGUGCUGGGCAUUUGCACGCGCUUACAAUCCGGCGGAUUUUCAACCAUUUGUCGAACAAAUAUCUUCGGGACUGCUGACGGUGGCUGUUUUUGAUCGUGAAAUAAAUUGUCGACGUGCCGCAGCUGCUGCCUUCCAAGAAAGUGUCGGUCGACUUGGAAAUUUUCCACAUGGAAUAGAAAUUUGCACAGCUACCGAUUUCUUUUCAGUAGGUAUGCGACAAAAUUCUUACUUGAAAGUCUCGGAUUUCAUCGCACAAUUUGAGGAGUACCAAAAACCCUUAAUCGAUCAUUUGGUUGAGAAAAAAGUAAAUCACUGGGACACUACAAUACGAGAAUUGGCAGCGAAGGCUUUGCAUAAUCUGACAUUUCGUGCGCCUGAAUACAUGUCUGCUGUAGUGCUAGGCCAACUUUUUGGAAAGACAGAAUCUAUUGACAUCAAUAUGCGACAUGGGACUGUUAUGGCCAUUGGUGAAAUAACGUUGGCGUUGAGCGAGAUUGAGCAAAAAGAAGAGGGGAUCGCAAGCAAAAAAUUGCUCACGAAUCAAUUGUUGUCCGAGCUCAAUGAAUUGUUGCCAACCUAUGUGCUGCGUGACUCGUUUCGCGGAAUGAGUGGUGAAAUAAUGAAGCACUGUUGCACAGAUUUCAUUAAGAAUUGCAGUAUGGCACGCAUAGAAACAUCAAAAAUGUGCCUGGAAUGCUGGCAGUAUAUUGUGGACAAAUGUUUGCUAAAUAAAGCUUUGGCAAUACGCGAGGGCGCAACUGAUGCCUUUGCGGAGCUUUGUAGAUCCUACUAUAAAGGCGAUGAGCAUGCUGCUACUAAUGCUGAAAUUAUUCAUGGCUAUCUAAAAGGUGCCAACAAUCACUUAGAAGAAUACAUACGAAUGGGUUAUAUAAGCGCUUUGGGCGCAUUGCCUGAUUUUAUGAUAGCUCCACAUUUAGACGAUAUACUUGAGAGUCUGAUAAAACAUUCGCUCACACCAACACAAGCGGUUAUUACAACUGGUGAGAUGUUGAAUCAACAUGAGAAUCUUGUAACGGGUACGUGGAGUGAGUCAAGACGUGAUAGUGUCAAGGCUCUCAGCCAUGUCGUCCACACAUUGGGCUUCGAUAAAAAUACUGAAGUCUCCUUUGGCAAUCCAAAGUACUUUAACAAAGUUGUGGAUUGCUUUCUGCAGUCCUUGGAUGAAUAUACAUUAGAUAACCGUGGUGACAUUGGCGCUUGGGUGCGCGAGGCGGCAAUGAAUGCGCUCUUCCAAUUAAUCACGACUUGCCCAAAGGAAUUACUACAGCCCGAGCAGGUUCACAAAAUUAUACUUGGCUUCAUGCAACAGGCUGUUGAGAAAAUAGAUCGCACACGUGGCCUGGCCGGGCGUCUGUUUUGCCAGAUAAUAACCACCACGCCACAUAUACCACAUAUUCGCCAUCAUGCGCGUUUACUAGAGGUAUUCCCUGCGGAUUUCAAUAGUGUAUUGUGGCUAUUCGCCGACCAGACAUUCCCGCUGUUCUGUUCCUUGCUCGAAUUGCCCGACUAUUCGCAGAGAUUGUUGCUCGGGUUGAGCGCAAGCAUUGGACAGUUGACUGAAAGUUUGAUAAAACAUUCCUCGGCAGCAUUAUUUGAAUUCCUACGCACACAUCCAGCAGAAGUACCACGUUUAUGUAAGGAGGUAGUCGCCAAUUUCCAAGAUAAUGUCAUGAAUGAGCGAGUUACGUACCCGAUGUUGAAUUUUUUGGAGAUAUUAAUUAGCUCAGGCUCUAUAAACGUGGUAUUAUUAGAUGAAGAAAACACCUUUGGAGAAGACAUCUAUCGAUUGCUGAAUCUCGAAACCAAAGGACACAAAAAACUGUACAAGUUAAUAUCGAGCAUAAGUGUCUAUUGUCAGUUGGUCCAGGUGCCAUAUCUUUGCAAACGCAUACUAUCCAAAAUGGCAAUAUUCCUCGGGCUCACUCAUGUUCAUGUGCGCAAAACAAGUGCCACCAAAUUUUAUGAAGCGCUUGCAUUGCACGGUGACGCUUGCGACAUUCCAGAAGAGAAUAUGGAUGAGAUUUUGAAUCUAUUGUCCGAGACAGAUUGGGGUUUGCCUCUGAUUGCAGUGCGUCCCAUACGUAAUCAGCUAUGCGAACUGAUGGGUAUUAAACCGCCAGUAAGUGGUGCUGCUGUCGCAAACUCCGACACAGCUGGUGUAGCUGAAGUGGGUGCAGGUGUGAGUGCUGCGGUACGCAUUCCAAAGUAAAUUAGUGUAUAGGAAAAAUGAGCUCAUUUCUGGAAUUCUGGAAUGAUGCAUGAUUUUAAUUGCAAAAACUUUUUUUGCAAAGUAUUUUGACAUUAUUUUAAUAUAAUCAACGUUGUUUAAUGGACUGCGCGAUAUGCUAUGCAAUAAUGAAUGUAACAGAUUACUGAUUUGAAUGCUUUGCGUCGGAAUAAUUAGGUGUUGCCGCUAAUUUUUGGCAGAUUACUCAAACACACAAUUUACAUCCAUACGUUAAUAAAUAUGAUUAAACGAGA